AUGGAGGAGCAAGAUGUUGCGCAGAAUAGCACUGACAAUACCGUCACACAUGGCAUUUACGAAAACGUUGUCGCCCAUGUCGACAAUGAUAACGUCGAUAUUGAUCCGGAUUGGAGCGCAAAUGGUCCAUCUACCAGCGCUAAGCCCGUCGGUCGACCCCCUAAACGUGGCCGUGGUAGGCCAAGGAUCCACCAGAGAGGGGGAAACGCCAACCGGGGCCGCACCACACGGACGCAGCCCCAAGCUCAACUCCAAGCUCAGGAAGAGCCAAGAGCACAUAAUCAACCAUUUGGACAAACCAAGACUGUCACUCUAUUUUUUGAACCUAGGAAAACCCGACUUACCGCUAAGAAGGAGGAUUUGGUCUUGCAAGAGACCAUCAGGACAAGUGCUGAACCUGACAGCCGCCAUGGCAGCCGGGCAUUGUCCGCUGGUGCCGACCAAGACACGGUGAACAUGAAAACUGGCUUUGAUGCGCGUGCUUCGAAGGCUAGUCCUGAUGAGUCAUCUCCCGAUUAUGCAGUAAAACCGUUACAUGAUGUGGAAACUACAAGGAAACUACCACAUCAAGAAAUGGCUGGCGGGAAGAAGACAAGGGGAAAUGACACCAAGAGUGAUAUCUUGAACGGGAGCCGAGACCAUGCUCAGGGGUUCAUACGGGCAUCAGAGGCUCUGAUCUACCCAGACGGGUUUUCGAAAUCGGAACAGCAAACUGCGCUAGGCCGGUAUGGAGAUGAUAUUGUCUCUGAGUUUCGGGUAAAAUGGCGAGAAGUACUCAAACUCACCAAUACCCAGAACCAGAGGAGGUCUGUGGAUGUUUGGAAGUCGCUGUUGGAUCCCGAUUUGGCUACUCGAUUCCGUGCGUCACUGUCAGGACGGUACCGUGAUUAUAUUGACCAGUGUAAACGCAAGAUGGAACAGGGAAUACCUAAACGAAAUUCCUCCGGACAGCCUGCAAACCAGCAGCGAGAAAAGCAGCAGCACAAGCAGCCAAGGAAACGACAAUAUGACGAGGAGGAAUCACAAGAGAAGCAGGAGUCGCCAGUGGUGCAGUAUGCGAAACGACGCAAGCUAACCGCAUCGCCUCAACCAGAGCAGCCAGGGAAACGGCAACAAGAAGAAGCUGAACCAGAAGAGCAGGAUUAUACACCAAUCUUUGCAGAUCCAAGGGCAUCGCCUCAGCCUGAAUCUCCUCCUGUCUCUGCCAAUCCUUACAGUCCCAAUCCCAGUCCCAGCACUGGAAAUCUUGGACCGGGCAAGGGUUCCGCAUGGCGGGUGAUCAGGGAGCCAAAUGGGAACUAUUCUGCUACGGACGUUUCGCGGAUGGCUAACGAGCUGGAAUCGGGGGAGAGCCCAACCAAGAAAUUCUCUUUUAGGAUGCAGAGGGAAUCAAUUGCAAAAGUACAGACUGUGGGGAAGAACAGCCUUGCUGGGAAGCGUUAG
Molecule: messenger RNA, 1443 nt
Organism: Sordaria macrospora k-hell
Lineage: Eukaryota; Fungi; Ascomycota; Sordariomycetes; Sordariales; Sordariaceae
Source: RefSeq, a predicted model, not a curated record